AUGGACAAACAAACCCGAAUUCUGAUCGUGGGUGCUGGUUCCUUCGGGACUUCAACCGCAUACCAUCUUUCGCAGCGCGGUUAUACUUCCAUUCGCGUGCUGGAUCCAUACGCACCUCCCUCCUGCGAAGCAGCCUCCACCGAUAUCAGCAAAAUCAUUCGCAGCGACUAUAAUGAGCCAUUGUACGCACGUAUGGGGAUUGAAUCCAUUGAUGCGUGGCGGUCUUGGCCGCUGUUUCGGGGGCUCUACCAUGUCCCCGGGUGGAUCCUGAGUGCCGCGAAUCUCUCCCGUCCCUUUGUCGAGGGCUCGAUUGAGACAUGCAAACGACUUGGAGUAAAGGGUCUUGAGAAGCUCACCCCAGACGAGAUUCGUCGUCGCUUUUCUGUUGUCACGGGGAAGUUGGAUGGAUGGAACAUUAAUGUAUGGAAUCCCACGGCUGGAUGGGCAGCUGCUGGUACAGCUAUCGAGCGAAUGGCCCAUGCCGCUCAGCAAAAUGGGGUGAGAUAUAUCUCCGGGGAGACACGGGGGCGGGUACAAGAGUUGAUUAUGGACGAUCUCACGGGCGAAUGUAAAGGAGUCAUCACGGCAGAUGGCACAAGACACGAGGCCGAUAUGGUCAUUUUGGCUGCAGGAGCAUGGACUCCUUCAUUGUUAGAUGUGAAGGGCCAAUUGACUGCGAAGGGUCACAGUGUCGCUCACAUCCAGCUCACGCCUUCCGAGACCCAACACUACGCUACUAUGCCCAUCAUGGACAACCUUGAGCUCGGAUAUUUCUUCCCUCCCCAAGAAGAUGGAAUUUUCAAGAUGGCUCAUAGUCAAUUCAUCACCAACAUCCAAACCACAAAGUCCGGUAUCACCACUUCAGUCCCACACACCUUCGUCCAGGCACCUGGAGACGGUCUCCCUCUCGAGGUUGAGGCUCAGAUGCGCCGGAACUUGCGGCGCGUGCUGCCCGAGCUUGCAGAUCGACCCUUUUGCUACACUCGACUUUGCUGGGAUGCUGAUACAGCCGAUCGUCAUUUCCUUGUCUCACCUCAUCCCGAGUACAAACGUCUGUUCCUCGCAACUGGCGGCUCGGCACAUGGGUUCAAGUUCCUUCCGGUCGUCGGAAAAUAUGUCGCAGAUUUGCUUGAGGGGACUCUGGACCCGGAAAUUGUCCGUCAGUGGCAAUGGCGAGCUGGACAAAAGAGUACUGCUACAAAUUUGGCUCACUUGGAUCCGGAAAUGGAAUUGAGUGACCUUACAGGAUGGAAAGGCAGACAGGUACGUGAAAGAAGCCAUGCCUCCCGACUAUGA
Penicillium paradoxum is the source of this 1296-nucleotide messenger RNA. Its product is annotated as NAD(P)/FAD-dependent oxidoreductase. Lineage: Eukaryota; Fungi; Ascomycota; Eurotiomycetes; Eurotiales; Aspergillaceae. The record is from RefSeq and is a predicted model, not a curated record. The coding region runs from base 1 to 1296 and encodes 431 amino acids. Gene Ontology annotation, molecular function: saccharopine oxidase activity; sarcosine oxidase activity; flavin adenine dinucleotide binding. The transcript has a single exon.